AUGUCGAGCGAAACGAACACAGAGGCCAAUAGCUAUGACACAAACCAGAUUGAACUAGACCUCGGGAACAUACAUAUCCGGGAUCAGGCAACUCGAGAUAUCCUACGCCGACAAAUGGAAAAAGGUGGCAUCACGCACUCUGAUAUCGUAACGUUCCAAAGCUUUAGAAAUAGAUGGGACUACUCGAGAGUUGGUCUAAUUGGUGGUGCCUUGGUGACUUCGAUUUGGGGGCGAUUCAUUAGACGUCCGCCGCUCACUGCGGGCAGGUUAUUCGGUUUAUCCUCAUUUGCCGCAUUUACGGGCGCGAGCCUUGGAACGGGGCUCCAAGUACGUGCCUUGAUACAGACCGUCAACUCCCUCGAAGAUCCCAAUAGGUUUAAGAAAGCAGUCGCCGAAAUGAGCCAGGAGUUGCUUGCCAGACGUCAGGCCGCAUUAAAGCAGACUCAAGGAACACGCCUUGGGGCGAAUUCACCUCAGGAUGGGGAACAUACGAAGCUUGCGGAUGGGUGGGAUACUGUAAACCCCCAACGAUUGGGAGCCCAACCGAUACCGGCGACCACAGAAUCGACAACUGGACAUGACCGCUGGUCACAGCUGAGAGCACAGAAGACUCCGGCGCAGCCUGCCACUUGGGAGAACAUUCGUCAAUCACAAGAGCGCAGUAAAUCAGAUGAACAAAAUGACCAUGGGAUUCCGGAAAGUGAUGUGGAGAAAGACAGGCGCAAGGCCCAGGCAGAAUUCGAUGCGCUGUUAGAACGUGAACGUAGCUUUGGGCAAGACAAUGCCCGCGAACUUAAAUCUCGUUGGUCGUAA
Messenger RNA from Rhizoctonia solani, 813 nucleotides. RefSeq lists its product as uncharacterized. Lineage: Eukaryota; Fungi; Basidiomycota; Agaricomycetes; Cantharellales; Ceratobasidiaceae. The transcript is spliced from 3 exons. The record is from RefSeq and is a predicted model, not a curated record. Bases 1 to 813 code for a protein of 270 amino acids.